UCUUCUUCUUCUUCCUUCCUGUUUCAGUCUUUCAUGUGCUCUGCCGUUAUUAGAACAAGGAUUGCGUUUGAUCUGAUGGAAGGAUUGGAAUCUGUCUACGCUCAAGCUAUGUAUGGAAUGUCACGAGAGAGCAAAAUCAUGGAGCAUCAAGGAUCGGAUUUGAUUUGGGGAGGAAACGAGCUAAUGAUGGCUAGAGGACUCUGUUCUUCUUCUUCUUCUUAUCACCAUCAACUCAUUAAUCCGAAUCUUAGCAGCUGUUUCAUGUCUGAUCUUGGUGUUAUUGGUGAGGUUCAACAGCAGCAACAUGUUGGAAACAGAGCUGGUUCGAUAGAUCCAUCAUCGCUCGAUUGUUUAUUAUCAGCAACGUCGAACAGCAACAACACUUCAACGGAAGACGAUGAAGGUAUCUCUGUGCUUUUCUCAGAUUCUCAGACUCUUUGGAGCUUUGGUGGAGUCUCCUCUGCAGAGUCUGAGAACAGAGAGAUCACUACCGAGACGAAAACAACAGCGAUAAAGCCUAAGUCUUUGAAGAGAAACAGAGGAGGAGACGAGAAAGGAAGUCACUUCCGUCUUGUUCGUCCUCAAGAUGAUUCGGAGAAGGGAGGUUUCAAGCUCAUAUACGACGAGAACCAAUCGAAAUCCAAGAAACCAAGAACAGAGAAAGAACGAGGCGGUUCAUCAAACAUUAGUUUCCAACAUUCAACUUGUGUCUCUGAUAAUGCCGAGCCGGAUGCAGAGGCGAUCGCGCAGAUGAAGGAGAUGAUAUACAGAGCUGCUGCAUUUAGACCGGUGAAUUUUGGUUUGGAGAUUGUUGAAAAACCUAAGAGGAAGAACGUGAAGAUAUCUACGGAUCCUCAGACAGUUGCAGCGAGGCAGAGAAGGGAGAGGAUAAGUGAGAAGAUUAGGGUUUUGCAAACAUUGGUUCCAGGUGGGACGAAGAUGGACACUGCUUCAAUGCUUGAUGAAGCUGCUAAUUAUCUAAAGUUCCUUAGAUCGCAAGUAAAAGCUUUAGAAAACUUGAGACCCAAGAUUGAUCCAACCAAUCUCUCAUUCUCCUCUGCUCCUCCUACGUUCCCUUUAUUCCACCCAUCUUUUCUUCCUUUACAAAACCCUAAUCAGAUCCAUCAUCCAGAGUGUUGAACAGUUACAAAAAUCUAUGUAUUUGAUUUGAUUGGAA
Molecule: messenger RNA, 1177 nt
Organism: Capsella rubella
Lineage: Eukaryota; Viridiplantae; Streptophyta; Magnoliopsida; Brassicales; Brassicaceae
Product: transcription factor bHLH87
Exons: 2
Coding region: 34-1140 (368 amino acids)
Biological process (GO): regulation of DNA-templated transcription
Molecular function (GO): DNA-binding transcription factor activity; protein dimerization activity
Source: RefSeq, a predicted model, not a curated record